Molecule: messenger RNA, 2798 nt
Organism: Lolium rigidum
Lineage: Eukaryota; Viridiplantae; Streptophyta; Magnoliopsida; Poales; Poaceae
Product: STE20/SPS1-related proline-alanine-rich protein kinase-like
Exons: 23
Coding region: 16-2301 (761 amino acids)
Biological process (GO): protein phosphorylation
Molecular function (GO): protein kinase activity; protein serine/threonine kinase activator activity; ATP binding
Source: RefSeq, a predicted model, not a curated record
CGCCAGGGUGGGGCCAUGGGCAGGAACGGGAGCUUCAAGCGCCCGGCGGCUGCCGCGGCGCCCCCGGCGUUCACGGUGAACCCCAGCGACUACCGCCUCAUGGAGGAAGUCGGGUACGGCGCGCACGCCGUCGUGUUCCGCGCGGUCUUCCUCCCCAGCAACGCGACCAUUGCCGUCAAGUGCCUGGAUCUCGACCAGCUCAACAAUAACAUCGAUGAAGUACAAAGGGAGGCUCAAAUAAUGAGUUUGAUAGAUCAUCCGAAUGUCAUCAGAGCUUACUGCUCGUUUGUCGUGGAGCACAGUCUUUGGGUGAUAAUGCCGUUCAUGACAGAAGGUUCAUGUUUACACCUGAUGAAGAUUGCAUAUCCUGAGGGCUUUGAGGAGCCUGUUAUUGCAUCAAUUCUAAAAGAAACACUUAAGGCUCUGGAGUAUCUUCACAGGCAAGGACAAAUCCAUCGUGACGUCAAGGCCGGUAACAUCCUUAUUGAUAGUGCUGGUAUAGUGAAGCUUGGGGACUUUGGAGUUUCUGCUUGCAUGUUUGAUAGAGGUGAUAGGCAAAGAUCUAGGAACACAUUUGUUGGAACACCAUGCUGGAUGGCUCCAGAAGUGCUCCAGCCAGGCACUGGAUACAACUUCAAAGCUGACAUAUGGUCGUUUGGAAUCACUGCACUUGAACUAGCGCAUGGCCAUGCUCCAUUUUCGAAGUACCCCCCUAUGAAAGUUCUUCUCAUGACUCUCCAGAAUGCGCCACCUGGGCUUGACUAUGACCGAGACAGAAGAUUUUCGAAGGCAUUUAAAGAGAUGGUUGCAAUGUGCCUGGUGAAAGAUCAAACAAAGAGGCCGACGGCUGAAAAGUUGCUCAAGCAUUCAUUUUUCAAAAGUGCAAAACCUCCAGAAUUGACAAUGAAAGGCAUCUUAACUGAUCUGCCUCCUCUAUGGGACCGUGUAAAAGCACUCCAGCUUAAAGAUGCAGCGCAAUUGGCUUUGAAGAAAAUGCCUUCUUCUGAGCAGGAGGCACUUUCCCUGAGCGAAUACCAACGAGGUGUUAGUGCGUGGCACUUCGAUAUUGAAGACCUCAAGGCUCAAGCAUCACUGAUUUAUGAUGAUGAACCAUCUGAAAUAAAAGAAAAUGAUGCUCCAAGAACCAUUGAUGUUGAAAAGCAGGAUUCAUAUUCUCGGAACCCUUUGGGACAGUCAUCGUCUGCAAUUGAAAAUUACCGCAGUGAAUUGACAUGUACAACAAUCUCAGAUGCGAUGGGCAUUGUAUCAUCGUCUGCAAUUGAAAAUUACCGCAGUGAAUUGACAUGUACAACAAUCUCAGAUGCGAUGGGCAUUGUAUCAUAUCCAGUUAUCAAGUUUGCUAUGAGCGGUUCUGAUUGUAGAAGGAUCCCAAAUGGAUAUGAAAAUUCUAGAUUAGAAAAUGAUUCAUUGCCAUCUACAUCAAAGAAGGAUCCAGAGUCAAAAUAUUGGAGAAGUAAUGUUGGACAGAAACAACAGAGUUAUAGUGGUCCAAUGGAAAGUGCUGUUAAUAGCUCGACGACUGAAAGGAGCCACGGUUUUGAAAGGGAUGCAACUGCUCCAGCAUUAUCUGAGAAACAUGGAAGUGAUACUAGAAGAGCUGCAAAUCUUAGUGGUCCAUUAUCAUUGCCAACUCGUGCCUCUGCAAACAGUCUCUCCGCUCCCAUUCGAUCUUCAGGAGGAUAUGUAGAUUCAUUGGGAGAUAAAUCUAAACGUAACGUGGUGCAUAUUAAAGGCCGCUUUUCUGUGACAUCUGAGAACGUCGAUCUUGCAAAGGUUCAGGAAAUUCCAUUGAGUAGCAUCUCACGCAAAUCACCUCAUGGUAUACAGCUAAGAAAAUCUGCAAGUGUUGGUGAUUGGAUUGUGAACGCCAAACCAAUGUCUAACAGUCAUCAUCUAAAGGAACUCUGCAAUAGCUCGGUAUCAUCGUCGAUUCUCAUUCCCCACCUUGAGAACCUCGUGCAACAGACUACGCUUCAGCAAGAUCUGAUAGUUAAUCUACUAAGUAGCAUGCAACAGAAUGAGAAAGCUGACGGUGCACAGUCUGGAAUGUCAUCACAAGUCCAAACUAUGGAGAGUGAGACAGUGGUUGAAACAGCUAAUACUGAGAAAGAGCGCUCAUUACUUGUUAAAAUUUCAGAACUCCAAUCUAGAAUGAUUACUUUGACUGAUGAACUGAUUUCAGCCAAGCUAAAGCAUGUUCAGUUGCAGCAAGAGCUAAACGCGUUGUACUGCAGAGAAGAAAUAGAAGACAUUAGGGAUGAGGACAUCAUAGAGACAUAACAACUUUCUUCAAAAGGAGAACUGAAAAAAAAACAUAACAACCAAAAUGUUCAACUGAUAUGAGUACCUGCUCUUGGCUGUCGCAUCAAGAUUUGGCUAAUUGCCCCUGAUGAUGAGUUCUGUAAAAGAGAAUGUUCGUAUAAACUAUCGCCAAGCAAGUGCUCUCAGAAGAAAGCAAAAAAAAAAAGUUCUUUGAAGGUUGACAUGCCCUUUGGCUUGUUGCCAUCAGUGUGUAUAUUAGUUUUCAUUUAGCUUCUUUUCCGGUUUAAUAUUUUCAAUGGGUUUUAGUGGUCAUAAAUAUUGCGGUCAUGUGUAUUCCCCUGUUAUGGCCAUGCCUAUCAUUGAAACAUUUGUGAUUAUUCCGUAGGUUGUAGGGUGCCCGUUGGUUCCAACACCAUGCAGAAGAUUGCAGAAUAAACUGUAGUAGUAUCUUAUCCAGCAGUGGCAUGUGUAAUUUUGUUGUUGAAAAAAUUAUCAUCUGGGUUCUGGUACACCAA